Messenger RNA from Mercurialis annua (annual mercury), 3145 nucleotides. RefSeq names its product auxin response factor 4. Gene Ontology annotation, cellular component: nucleus. Lineage: Eukaryota; Viridiplantae; Streptophyta; Magnoliopsida; Malpighiales; Euphorbiaceae. Gene Ontology annotation, molecular function: protein binding; DNA binding. Gene Ontology annotation, biological process: response to hormone; regulation of DNA-templated transcription. The coding region runs from base 530 to 2911 and encodes 793 amino acids. The record is from RefSeq and is a predicted model, not a curated record. The transcript is spliced from 12 exons.
GUGGGUUAUGUAGUGUCUUAGCUUUGUCCCCUCCACCCAACACACACACUCUCUCUCUAUCUCUUCUUAACAGUCCAACUCCAAAAGCCACAGCACCACAUUUAUUUUAUAUUUUUGUGCUGUGUUUAUAUAAAUUCCACUGCGUUUUGGUUUUUGUGUGCAAUUGUCUAAUGUCACCUAUUUCUGCUCCCUCUUCUCAGUACCUGCUAAUGGGGGAAGAAUCAUACUUUGAGUUUCUUGUUAUUAUUUGAUACCCUUUUCUUUAUCUUUUGUCUUGUUCUUUUCUAUUCAUCUUCUUGCACCACUCUCUUUGUUUUAAGCUUCAAAAGAGCCAUGAUUUGACCUCAUUUCCAAGUUUUUAAUGGUUUUCUCUUACCUUUAUUCAUACCCUUUUCUUUUCCACUACUAUUACUACAAAUAGUAUUACUUUUUCUUGUUUUGUUUCUUGAUUUUUUUAGUGGUUAUGUUGGUGUACUUGUGUUUUUUGAGGCUGUACUGCUAAAAAUAAGCAACAUUUUGUUGGGUGUUCAUGGAAAUUGAUCUGAACCAUGCAGUGACUGAGUUGGAGAAGAUUAAUAACAAUGCAUUUUGUGCUAAAAAUGGGGAUUCUAGCUCCUCAUCGUGCUCUUCAAAUUCAUCUUCAUCUCAUGUUUCCUCUUCAAUUUACUUGGAGCUUUGGCAUGCUUGUGCUGGGCCUCUUACUUCACUUCCCAAAAAAGGAAAUGUGGUUGUUUACUUCCCACAAGGACACCUGGAGCAAAUUGCAUCUUCUUCCCCCUCUUCUCCUAUGGAAAUGCCUACUUUUGAUCUCCAACCACAGCUCUUUUGCAAAGUUGUGAAUGUACAACUCCUUGCUAAUAAGGAGAAUGAUGAGGUCUACACUCAGCUUGCUUUGCUUCCUCAACCAGAGUUGGCAGGACAAUGUUUAGAGGGAAAAGAGCUUCAAAAAUUAGGGGUAGAUGAGGAGAGUGAAGGUGGAUUGCCAGCAAAAUCAACUCCUCAUAUGUUUUGCAAAACACUCACAGCUUCUGAUACUAGUACCCAUGGAGGGUUCUCUGUUCCUCGUCGAGCUGCUGAAGACUGUUUCCCUCCUCUCGAUUACAAACAGCAGAGACCCUCUCAGGAGCUUGUGGCCAAAGACCUGCAUGGAGUAGAGUGGAGAUUUCGGCAUAUUUAUAGAGGUCAACCAAGAAGGCAUCUGCUUACUACUGGGUGGAGCAUUUUUGUGAGUCAAAAGAAUCUCGUGUCAGGGGAUGCGGUGCUGUUUCUGAGGGGUGACGAUGGAGAGCUGAGAUUAGGGAUUAGAAGAGCUGUUCGACCAAGAAAUGGUCUUCCUGAUUCCGUUAUUGGGAAGCAAAAUUCAUAUCCCAGUGUUCUUUCUCCGGUAGCUAUUGCAAUAUCCACCAAAAGCAUGUUUAAUGUUUUGUACAGUCCAAGGGCCAGUCAUGCAGACUUUGUUGUGCCCUGGAAGAAGUACAUGAAGAGCAUUAUGAAUCCAGUUUGCACUGGAACAAGAUUCAAGAUGAGAUUUGAAAUGGAAGAUUCUCCAGAAAGAAGGUGCAGUGGUGUUGUUACUGGAAUAAGUGACUUGGAUCCUUAUAGGUGGCCUAAUUCCAAAUGGAGGUGCUUAAUGGUGAGGUGGGAUGAAGAUAUCAUGAGCAAUCAUCAAGAACGAGUUUCGUCGUGGGAGAUUGAUCCUUCUGCUUCACUACCGCCCUUGAGCAUUCAGUCUUCGCCAAGGCUGAAGAAAUUAAGGACAGGUCUGCAAACAACACCACCCGAUAUCCCCAUAACCGGAGGGGGCGGGUUUUUAGACUUUGAGGAGUCAGUAAGAUCCUCUAAGGUCUUGCAAGGUCAAGAAAAUGUAGGUUUUGUGUCACCCUUGUAUGGAUGCGACGCAUUGAACCACCGACCGGAUUUUGAGAUGCAAAACCCAAUGCAUCAAAAUCUCGUGUCAACUGGAAUAGAAAAGGCUAACAUUGGCGAGAUAACAAGGGCUCGUCCUGCUACUUACACAGGCUUUCCGGAAACUGAUAGAUUUCCGAAGGUCUUGCAAGGUCAAGAAAUAUGUCCACUGAAAUCACUGACAGGGAAAGGUGAUUUCGACCUGGUUGCGUGGGGAAAACCUAAUAUCGGAUGUGGUUCUUUCAACAUGUAUCAAGCACCCAGACCCGGCUUCUACUCACUCGGUGCAGAGAAUCUUCAGAAUAUGUUUUUUCCUUAUGGUGAUUUAUACAAAUCCAGCCAAGAAGCUAGAAUGCUCUCUUAUGCAACUAAUUUCCCAAGAGAAAGUUCCCAAUUUGGUGCAUCGUCUAUUCAGACCGGUCUUAUUAGAGAUGAAGUUGGAAAGACAAAUCAGCUGAAUGAUCCGAAAAUGCAGGAUACUGUGCCUACUUCACCACCUUUAGGUGCAAAUCUAAGAAACCAAAAGGACAACUCUUUGAGUGGAACUGGGGGCGGCUGUAAGCUCUUUGGAUUCUCUUUGACUACAGAAUCCACAAAUCUGAACUCCCAAAACUCGGGUAAGCGGAGUUGUACAAAGGUUCACAAGCAAGGCAGCUUGGUUGGAAGGGCUAUUGAUCUAUCAAGAUUGAAUGGCUACACUGAUCUGCUGAGUGAACUCGAAAGAUUAUUUAGCAUGGAAGGUCUUCUGCGAGAUCCUAACAAAGGAUGGCGCAUUUUGUAUACCGACAGUGAGAAUGAUGUAAUGGUUGUUGGGGAUGACCCGUGGCAUGAGUUCUGUAAUGUGGUAUCGAAAAUCCAUAUAUAUACCCAAGAAGAAGUGGAAAAGAUGACGGUUGGGGUUGGGGGAAUCGGUGACGAUACUCAAAGCUGCUUAGAUCAAGCACAUGCUGUAAUGGAAGCAUCAAAGUCUUCAUCAGUAGGGCAGCCAGAUUCUUCUCCACAGUAGUAGCAGUAGCAGCAGCAAGGGAUUGAAAUUUGUAUUUGGAUCUUUGUAAUAUGUGUGCCGUGUUUAGCAAGUAAUCUUGCAAAACCUGAAACUAAUUAUGUAUGAUUAGAGUUGUUAAGUAUGAUGAUGAUUGUGCUUAUCAGUAGAAGAGUAGGCUACUGAAUUGUGAUUACUUUAGUUUGAAGUCUUAAUUGUGUGUAUCAUAAAUUCGUAAUAUUAUCUUCAACUUCUCCA